Molecule: messenger RNA, 1720 nt
Organism: Erigeron canadensis
Lineage: Eukaryota; Viridiplantae; Streptophyta; Magnoliopsida; Asterales; Asteraceae
Product: calcium-dependent protein kinase 24-like
Exons: 8
Coding region: 95-1696 (533 amino acids)
Biological process (GO): peptidyl-serine phosphorylation; intracellular signal transduction; protein autophosphorylation
Cellular component (GO): nucleus; cytoplasm
Molecular function (GO): calcium-dependent protein serine/threonine kinase activity; calcium/calmodulin-dependent protein kinase activity; calcium ion binding
Source: RefSeq, a predicted model, not a curated record
CUUUUGUUCUUGCUUGCAACCCCCAUCCAUCAUUCAAAAUUUAAUUGCAUUAUUUCAAAAACCAUCAUCAAAUAAAUCGUCACCAUCAUCAUCAAUGGGGGGUUGCAUGUCUGUUCCCAACACAAGCCAUUUGAGAAGGACCAGAAACAGCCUUGUCCAACCCCUUUCACUAGAUGACUUACAACCCGGCCAACGACCCAAAAUGAUGAAUAAAUCACGAACCCAAAAGUUCACACGCCCAGCUCGAGUCCUCAAAGACUCGGCUGGGAAGGAGAUUUUUAAACGUUACAAGUUCGGUAGAGAGCUUGGUAGGGGUGAGUUUGGGAUAACAUAUGAAUGUCAUGAUUUAGCAACGGACGAAAAAGUGGCUUGCAAAAAAAUAUCGAAGAGCAAACUUAGGGCUGAUAUCGACGUUGAAGAUGUUAGAAGAGAGGUGGCGAUCAUGAGACAUAUGCCCACGCACCCUAACAUUGUUAGCUACAAAGAUGUUUAUGAAGAUAGAGAGGCGAUUUAUUUAGUAAUGGAGCUGUGUGAAGGUGGGGAACUAUUUGAUCGAAUUGUAGCUAAAGGUCAUUAUACCGAAAGAGCGGCUGCCCUUGUUAUCAAGACCAUUCUUGAAGUUGUCCAGGUGUGUCACAAACAUGGUGUAAUGCAUCGUGAUUUAAAGCCCGAAAACUUCUUGUAUGCUCACAAAGGCGAAAAUGCAUCUCUUAAAGCAAUCGACUUUGGUCUUUCUAUAUUCUUUAAACCAGGCCAAAGAUUUAGGGAGAUUGUUGGAAGCCCGUAUUACAUGGCACCGGAAGUACUAAAACGGAGUUAUGGAGAAGCAAUUGAUGUAUGGAGCGCCGGUGUUAUUCUUUACAUCUUGCUUUGUGGAGUUCCUCCUUUUUGGGCAGAAACGGAAGAGGGAAUUGCACAAGCAAUAAUUAAGGGUGACAUAAACUUUAUGAGGGACCCCUGGCCGAGGGUUUCAGAAGAUGCGAAAAACCUUGUAAAGGGCAUGCUUGACCAGAACCCGUAUGACCGGUUAACUGUUGAAGAAGUCCUCCAGAACCAUUGGAUUCAAAAUGCCCACAAGGUCCCCAACAUUCCUUUGGGAGAGAAUGUACGAUCAAGAAUUCAACAGUUCUCUUUGAUGAAUAAAUUUAAAAAGAAGGUCAUUAGGGUGGUUGCGGAAAACUUGCCAGACGAGCAAAUACAUGGACUAAAGCAGAUGUUUGAUGAAAUGGACAAGGACAAGAACGGUUCACUUACCUUUGAAGAGUUCAAAGACGGUUUGUGUACGAUUGGAGAUCAACCCCUUGAUGAUCCUGAUGUUCGGAUGCUAAUGGAAGCUGCUGAUCUUGAUGAAAACGGGGUGCUGAAUUGCGAGGAGUUUAUGAUGGUUGCAAUUCACUUGAAACGGAUAAGCAAUGAUGAUCAUCUUCGCCAAGCGUUCCAUCAUUUUGACAAGGACAAAAAUGGGUACAUUGAGUUCGAUGAAUUGAGGGAAUCCUUGUUCGAAGAUCAAGAUUCACUCAACGAAAAGCUACUUCAUGAUAUCAUACAUGACGCCGACCUAGAUAAGGAUGGCCGGAUCAGUUACCCGGAGUUUGCAGCGAUGAUGACAACAGGGAUGGACUGGAAGAUGGCGUCUCGACAAUACUCGAGAGUUAUGUUGAAUGCAAUUAGUGUAAAAAUGUUCAAAGAUCAAUAGACAUAAAAAAAAUGUCAGAGUAAA